AUGGAGUCCUCAUUCGACUACAUCAUCGCAGGCGGAGGCACCGCUGGUGUCGUGAUUGCUUCUCGUCUCAAAGAAUACCUACCUAACUCUAGUAUCGCAUUGCUCGAAGCAGGUCCAAAUGCAGUGGACGAUCCCACUAUCGACAAUGUCGCAGACCCAAUCAACUGGAUGCCGCUAUUCCAGAAAGGUUUCCUCAUAGAUUACUCAACCACACCACAAGAGCAUCUGGGUGGCAGGAACAUCAUGAAUGUUGCAGGCCGUUUGUUGUCAGGAUCAAGUGGUGUCAACAUUGGGUUGUGGAUGCGAGCCUCUGCUGCUGAUCUAGACGUCAUGGCUGAAAGAGCGGGAAAUGCAAGAUUCAAAUAUGGCAACAUGGAAAAGUACUACAAACGCCUAGAGACGCAUUUCGAUGCGACAGCUGACAAAGAGCGCUAUGGCUUCGAGGGCAAGAUUCAUACCGUAGGUGGAAGACAAUAUCCAAUCCGAAAUAUUCUCCAAGAGAGUGCAGAGAACCUGGGCCACAAGUACAAUCCAACCAGGGGAGACCCGACGGGUCUGGGGGAUAUCACCCAGUGCUGGCGUGCUACUUCCGAGUCUACUGCGACACGACAACACAGUGCCAGAGUAUACGACCUAAGCGGCGUCGAGGUUCUUUGCGAUACAUCCGUCGCUCGCAUUCUCCUCGACGACUCAAAGCGAGCCAUUGGAGUCGAACUUACCUCCGGCAAACGCAUCAUGGCGAACAAGGAAGUCAUAGUCUCAUGCGGGACUCAGGUCUCCCCAAAAAUCUUGAUGCUAUCUGGUAUCGGCCCCGCCAACGAACUGGCCAAACACAACAUCCCCCAAACCGUCGAUUCACCCGCCGUAGGCCAGAACCUCUGCGACCACAACGCCAUAACGAUGUUCUUCAAGCUCAAAGACGCCUCAAAAGGCUACGCCCGCCCGUUCAACGGGCUCGCGGUACCAUCGUACGGCCAGGGUCUCCCCUUUGAUUUUAGCUUGUUCGCAAAUAUCCCUGAUACAGAACUUUCUCCGUACCUCAAGGACGAUGGCAUCCGCAUUGAUGAACCGCAAGAGGGGGAUGUGCUACUACGGCCGAAUCGGUGCCACUAUGCUAGUCUGGUGGUUUACUACCCUUUUCUUGCUGAUCCGACCAUCUUUCCCACGGUCAAGGAAGAUGGCGCUCAUAUUUCGCUAUGUGCAUUCCAUAUGCUUCCGCUUUCUCGCGGUAGUGUAACGUUGAGUUCGGCGGAUCCCAACGAUAAACCUGUGUGUGAUCCGCGCUUUCUUUCUACUAGCACCGAUCGGUUUAUUCUGCGCCGCGCUGUGCGUGAGAACUUGCGCUUGGUAGAGACAGGGCCGUUGGCUGCGGAGGUCGAGGGCGAGGUUCCGCCUACGGGUGCGCAGUUCUCUGCGCUGACGACGAAGAGUAGCGAUGAAGAAAUUGAUGCAAGGAUUGCGCAGUUUGCAGGUACGAUUUGUCAUCCCAUGGGCACAUGUGCGUUGGGAACGGUGUUGGACGAUGCGUUUAGAGUCAAAGGAGUCGAAGGGCUUAGGGUUUGCGAUGCCAGUGUUUUCCCGGAACCGAUUGCUGCUAUGCCUUCUUGCACUAUUUAUGCAUUAGCAGAGUUGUGUGCUGAUCUCGUUGCUGGGAAGGCCUAA
Messenger RNA from Bipolaris victoriae FI3, 1662 nucleotides. Its product is annotated as GMC oxidoreductase. Bases 1 to 1662 code for a protein of 553 amino acids. Gene Ontology annotation, molecular function: flavin adenine dinucleotide binding; oxidoreductase activity, acting on CH-OH group of donors. Lineage: Eukaryota; Fungi; Ascomycota; Dothideomycetes; Pleosporales; Pleosporaceae. The record is from RefSeq and is a predicted model, not a curated record. The transcript has a single exon.